Anguilla anguilla (European eel) is the source of this 2778-nucleotide messenger RNA. It is a transcript of the gene rpp14, whose product is annotated as ribonuclease P/MRP 14 subunit. Lineage: Eukaryota; Metazoa; Chordata; Actinopteri; Anguilliformes; Anguillidae. Bases 484 to 873 code for a protein of 129 amino acids. The record is from RefSeq and is a predicted model, not a curated record. Gene Ontology annotation, biological process: tRNA 5'-leader removal. The transcript is spliced from 5 exons. Gene Ontology annotation, cellular component: ribonuclease P complex.
GAGGCGGUGUACCCGCUGGCCGCAUAGACCUAUGGCAUAGACGAUAUAAACGCUGUAUGGCUGGCCGUGUCAUGGGAAGGAAGAACGUACGCAAGAAAUGUAUCUUUGAGCAACUCGUGGUUGUGGCCUAGUAUCUCGCUGUUUUGUCAUUUGUAACAAAGCGAUUUACGAGUCAGUCUGUUGAAUUUAGGAGCCAUAACAAUCGAUAUAUUUCCGGAAUAGUUUCGCUCAACAAGGCAUGCAUAAAUUAAGUGUGACCAUGUUGCUGGCUUGCUAGCUAGCUAGGGUAUCGAUGUAUGCUUUAGAUAAUAUUUGAGCUUGACUGACUGCCUCACUAGAUUGGCUAAAUCUGCUGCAAAGUACCUCUAUAGCUUUAUCUUGUGUCCUUUUCAAGUAGGUAGUUUUGACAUACUGGCCAAAUGAUGCAGCAAGCUAACUAAAGCUUUCUGCUGAAAUCAUUUGUUCAUUCCGUUAGCCAAUGAAAUGGGGUAUGCUGACAAUAUGUCGGAAUCUGUCAGUUAUGAACGACUGGUGUUCAAAAAUGCAUCAGUUUACCACUAUAUGAAGAUUUACUUAAUAUUGGACAGUGACGACAGAAAGUUCAACGCAGCUCAUUUCAAGCAAAUUGUCAUCUCUGCACUUAGGGAUUUGUACGGAGAGAUUGGAGCUGCAUUUCCUUUCGAUGUUCUAAAAUUUGAGGAAGAUACACUCACAGCAGUGCUUCGGGUUUACAACAGUGGCUUGGUGAAGCUGUGGAGUGCCCUGACACUGCUUGGAUCCUACCAUAGUGAACCAUGUGCUGUCCGUGUUGUACAGGUUUCACCCUUUCUGCUAGCUUUAUCUGGAAACAGCAGAGAACUGGAGCUGGACUGAUCUCUUUUUUGUCUCGGCAGAGGAGGGGCACACAGCCCAUUACUGUAAACGAAAGUGACCUGCCAUUUUGACAGGUCAACUGCACAAGCUGUUUUGCUGAUGUCUGAUUGGCUGAAAAGUAUCUACAAUCACACUUUUUUUUCAGUCAUUCGGGCAUCAGCCCAACAGCUUGUGCAGUUGACCUGUCAAAAUGGCAGGUCAAUUUCUUUUACAGUAAUGGGUUGUUUGCCUCAUGCUGACAAAGGCUUUUGGAGGGACACUGCUGCCUGUUUAGAGCCCACAAGAGCGUGACCCCGCUCAUCCACAUCCACCCUAGCUACUCUAAAGAGGGCCUCUCUAAAAACCCCAUUGUUCAGCUGCUGCUGAUUGAUGGGCUUAUCUCCGCUGUCCUAGGGACCCUGGCAGAGGGAGAAUACCCCUCUCAGGAAAUGUGUUUUCCUGAACUUUUGUACGUAGGGAAGAUGGUGUCGGCAGAAGAGAAGUUUUGCUUUGCCUUCAUUCCGUUUCCUGUUACUGACAGAGCUUUACUGGAGGAGGAUAUUGUGGUCAUGUCACGAGAGGUCAAGCAUCCAGUACAGUGUAAGAAGUUGGUAACAUCUUUGAGUGAUCUCCAUAAUGAGCAGCUUAAGAAAUGUCUAUAUUUAAUUCUUCAUUAUUGGAAGCACAACCUUUUUCCUUACGGGUUUGAUGCAGUGAUUAACUUUUGUUCUGAUUUUUUUUUUUUAAUUGGUGCUUUUGUUCCUAGAUUUGAUUAAAACGAGAACCUUGCAAACGGUAUCAGUUUUGUCUUCUGACCUCUAGUGUAUAAUAAUGAAAAUAACUGAUUGUUGAGAGCAGUGGUUUACGGUCCAAAUUCCUCCUCUGAUACUGAAACUGUAUUCCAGAUUGUCACCAAAAUAAAUAUUAAACACCUGCUGUAGAUUAUGUUCAAAGUUGUGGAUUACUUUUUCAGUACGUUUCCCAAACAAUGAAUGAACAUUAUCAAUUGUGUGGGAGGGGGGAGGGGGGAGGGGGGGGGCUUGGACAUCAUUUUAUUAACUACCAAAAUGAAAGAAACGCCAACCACUGCACUUCUCUCUGUAAGGUUGUAUUGAUGAAACUCCCUACUCACACACUAGAUUUAUACUAGCAGUCGGCUGAUUCUGAGUUGCCUGUCUGUUUUGUCUUGAAACUUGAACAAUGCCUGAGCGAGGAGUCUGUGCUUUCAACCACAGUUACCCCUGUUGAUGAUAUCUUUCCUUCAGUCUUCCAACAUCACCUUAGCCACUGUUCCUCAGCAGUUUGAACAUAUUUUGUCAUUGAAGCUCCUGCCAAACAUACCCCAACAUCUGCCCUUGCUUCAAAAUCACUGCAAUCUUUUCUAGCCAUUGUAGCCAAAAUAUUGGCCAGCUGGCCCUACCAAUAAUUUUUUAUACACAACUGUGAGCGUGCUGGGAUGUUAUUAACUUAUUUAACUCUGGAACUGCACCUGUUUUCUGUAUACUUUGUGUAUUCCUUGUUUACUCAAAUGUUUAUUUUGUCAUCUGCCUGCAGGCAAAACUGAACUUGUUUAACCGGAAAACACUUUGCAUCAGUUGUGUAAAAUGCUUUCAACCUGAGCGCCCAGUGGAAUGUUUUAAUUAAUCAAGUAAGUGUUGAAUAACAAGAACAACAUGAAGGUCUGAACACCCAUGCUGCUCUCCAGGGGCUAGCGUGUACAGCACUGCUAAGGGCUAAUAAAAAGCAUUUUCCGUUGCAUCUUUGGUCCACUAAUAUUGUAGGGAUUACAAAGUUAUGCUUGUGUGUAUCCUCACUUUUUACUGUAUUUUGCAGUUUUUAGUUAGAUCAGGGAUCCCCAGCCUUGGUCCUUGAGAUACACAUGGUUUACUUUUGUAACUUUUAAUUAAAGCAUUUUGUUACACAAUU